This is a messenger RNA of Triticum turgidum subsp. durum (durum wheat), 1107 nucleotides long. NCBI's taxonomy places the organism in Eukaryota, Viridiplantae, Streptophyta, Magnoliopsida, Poales, Poaceae. The record is from the annotation of a GenBank genome assembly.
AUGGAAGCGGGGAAGGAGGCGAGCAUGGAGAGGAACACCAAGUCGAGGCUUGACAUCCAUCCGGGGGCGACAGCCAGCCUAUUCACCGACGACCUCAUCCUGGAGAUCCUCUCCCGCCUCCCUGCCAGGUCCGUCUAUCGCUUCAAGUGCGUUUCCAUGCUCUGGCGCGACCUCAUCGCCGACCCCUCCAACCGCAAGAUGCUGCCUCAAACCCUCGCCGGCUUCCUCUACAUAUCCUACCGCAGCGGGCACCGCCACCACUUCGCCAGCGUCUCGGGCGGCGCAUCCCCCUUCGACCCUUCCCUCCCUUACCUGCAGCCUAACAUGGACGAGGGUAUUGCCCAGGUGAACGCCUGCAAUGGCCUCCUUCUCUACCGCCGCUACAAGAAAAACAUGGUGACCCCUUGGACAGAGGGUGAUUUCCAUUUUGUUGUGUGCAAUCCCGCCAACGGGAGGUGGGUGGAGCUGCCCCCUCAACCUCAACCGCCGGCGCCGGCAAACAUACAUUGCCCUACUGCAGGAGUGAACAUCUAUUCUUCGCGUACAAGAGCCUGGAGUCGUAUGGACAGUGGGAUUGUUGAGAAAGCUACCCUGUUGAGGAGUAAAUGUGUCUUUGUCGGCGGUAUGCUGUAUCUCAUGGGCAACCUGGAGGACAUCAACGGCGAGUAUGUCCUGGUGGGGGUGGAAAUGGAGGGGAAAGUGUGGAAGACUAUCCGCGUGCCAUAUGGUUCGAAGUUUGGUACCAUUGGAUCAUCGCAGGGGUGCUUACAUUAUGCUGUAGCUUCUGUUGAUGAUAACAAUGAAAUCCUAGUUUCUGAGAUAUCACUCUGGUGCCUCAAGGGUCAAGACAGUAAAGAAUUGGUCCUGAAGCAUACCACCAGCAUCGAUAAACUUAUGAGCAUGACUAGGAAGACGUACAGGGUGGUUGAGAUUCAUCCAGAUUGCGACACCAUUUUCCUGGUUUCAAAUGAAGGUGAUACCUUGGCAGCGUACGAUAUGCGACAUCAGAAAGUUGGUUAUAUACUUAAUCUUGAGAACAAUACACAACAAUUUCUACCCUAUGUUCCUCUGUUCUCAGAGCCAUUAGCAGAUGCAAAUGAGCAGUAG